This is a messenger RNA of Lingula anatina, 3653 nucleotides long. RefSeq lists its product as uncharacterized. Gene Ontology annotation, biological process: zymogen activation. Gene Ontology annotation, cellular component: blood microparticle. The record is from RefSeq and is a predicted model, not a curated record. Gene Ontology annotation, molecular function: calcium ion binding; serine-type endopeptidase activity. NCBI's taxonomy places the organism in Eukaryota, Metazoa, Brachiopoda, Lingulata, Lingulida, Lingulidae.
UAACCAAGGUCUAGGUAUUAGGGAUGGCGUACGUUUAUGCAAGUGCGAGUUUUUUGCUGCUCACUGCUGCGACCGCUGUUCGCCAAGAAACGCCAGAGAACGUGUACUACGAUGUAACGACGGGUACAUGCAAUAAUGGCAAGUAUCUCCUUGACAACCUGUCUGGAACCUUCGCUGCCGCUCGUGAAAACACCUACUACCAGGACAACGAGGAUUGUUACUGGUACAUAGUAGUACCAGACGGUUACACCAUCAAGGUGACGUUUACUACAGUCUUGACUUUAGCUGCUGGCGAUUAUCUCCAUGUCUAUGAGAGCAAUGGCACCAGCAAGCUGAGGGGGACGUUAAAAAACAGCCACUGGGGCAGACCGGUUAAUCCGAUCAACUCGGCUGGACGCUUUUUGACCUUCCACUUCACAUCAGAUGGUCAUGAACGCUAUUACGGAUUCCGAGCUAAGUACGAGGCUGUCGAUAUUGACGAAUGCAGGACCAAUGGCGGAGGCUGUGAAUAUAAAUGUGUGAACACAGCUGGAAGCUUCAGAUGCGAGUGCAUGGCCGGGUUCCAAGUGGCCCAAAAGUCAUGUAUAGUUACAGAUCCCCCUACAGUUGUGACGGGUGAAGUAGCCGUGGUGUACGGACGUGAUGCAUUAGACGUGGAAUUAACUGACAUGACACAGGGCACUGUUUUAGGUUAUAGUGGCCUGCGGAAAGCUCAGGAAAUCCGUAUAAACGUGACCCUAGCGUCCCGUCCUGCCCUCCCGCCCGGGCAUGCCUACAUACCGUCUGUAGCUGUUGGGAUUGUUGAUGCCGGUGCGACUUUUUCUAUUAUGAGAGGACACACAGAACAGCUAAAAGCAAAUAUAAGUUGUCGGAUCCAGCCAAGUCCGGACAACCCUAUGCAAUAUUUGAACUGCUAUGGUUCUACUUAUGUCAUCUGGGAGUUUAUGGAGGGAGAUGUGGUUAGUCUGACAGUUUUUGCAAGAAACGGCGGUUACGUUGAUAUACAACCCCCUGCGGCCCAUAGCGGCCCUCUGUCUUCAGCUGACCGCCGUUACUUCCAGGGCCAGACAGUGAGAAGACACGUGGAAGUGACUUUUGACUUUAUGAAGCCGUUUCACUGCUCCAUUAGCUACAACUGUCAAGACAAAAUGUUGGACGUUGGAAACCCAAUUAUUAAAACGGCAAAUUUCAGUAUUAGUUGGUCCGGUUGGGCGGAUUCUACCUCCGGUAUAUCUAACUAUACCUACAUGAUCUUCCCGCUGAAGACCGGUUCUGAUGGGUUUCUCACCGAAGAGCUUAGAAGCAAUGGUUCAGAUAUCAAGGCAGUAGUCUACCCUAGUGAUAAGUUACCUGUAGACGUUAAGCUGAGCCAUUACGGAUUGUACUCCGUUGUAUUAAAGGUACAAGACAAGGCGGGUCACAGCACGUUGGCUAGGCGAUGUAUUCUGUAUUAUGACGUCAAUAAGCACAAACCAGAACUAGUAGCAGGUGCCCGUGUCAAGAUAGUCAGGAGUUCUGGGGGAUGGUCCAAUGGAGCUGGUAGCGAAGUGACUGUAGAUUUCCAUAAUGUGUUUGUGAAUCGUUUUCUCAAGGACAACGGUUACCUGGGUGACAUUAGUAGUUUCUCACCUGCCAUAGAGCCGGGGUAUGACUGCAAGUCAAUUUCAGGCGUACUGAACACUAAUGGGAUUGUCAAGUUUCUAGUUGCUGUUGGAAUGUACAACUCUGAGGCAGUUGCCAAAUUAUCACAACCAACAAGUUGGCAGGUAGUCGCUGAUCCGAGCAAGCAACAGUACAGACUUCAUGUCCCUAAGACAGCUAAGGUCAUCAGAGCCUGGGUCAAGGCCGUUGACCUCAUGGGAAGUGAAGUAAUAGACAGAGUUACAGUAAAAGUUUAUAAUUCCACUCCAACCAUCAGCCGUCAGAUCGUAUUCAACGGAAGAAUACACGUCGAAGCCCAGGAGUCAGUAAGUGGCAUCCAUUACAUCGAGUGGACACUUUAUAUCCUCAGCACGGGGUCCGCAGUGUACGGCCGUAACUACUCGAAUUCAGAUGGAACGUGCGCAUCCCCGGAGUGCACGUGCCGCGUGGAAGGCGGUAAAUGCAAGUUUGCAACCCUGUUCCUCUCCCCAGGUGGAGCCACGUUACCGGAUGUUACUCUGAGGUCAGAGGUCACCGUCGUCAGCAAUGCUGGGGACGCGAUAAAGUCGCAAACAAUGGUGAGAAAUUCUGAUUUGAAGUUGAAGACCAACUCGGGAGUCCUAGUUAUUGGGCGUUAGAGGCAUCCAGCCGUACAUAGAAUAGUCAUCACCAGCCACCACGUUAUACGCUUACUGUGAAAACUUCGAUAGACAUUGCAAAAGACAAAACCUCCGUCUCCAUGAUGAAGGGACUGGCUGAAGAAAUACCAGUACACGUUUUUACAUGUAUAUUAUUAGAUUUUCAUGCAUCAUGCUUUUAAUUAACAAAACGCCUUUAAAUAAUUUGAUGUUUAAAACAAAUACAAAUAUCUAAUAUAAUUUUAAAAGGAAAGGACAUUGAUUAUAUGGUAUUGUUAUAUAUAAGUUAUCGCUAUUAAAGUUACAAUACUAGUGACCUGCAUUAACUAUAUGAGGGUUGCAUCUUUUUGUAGUUUAUUUGAUUCUCGUAUGUAUUGAAUGUUAAAUAUUAGAGUGAGAUCAUAAAUUAUUUGUUUUGUAUGGUUGCAUCGAUUAUUAAGAUGAUUUAAGUGAGCAUGAUUACAUGAAACUUUGUUUAAAAAUAACCAAAGAUUUAAAAUUUAAGUAACAUUUUUAACCUUAUAUCAUCAUAAUUUUACAAAGAAUUAGUAGGUGUUAUUGGAUGAAAGGAUUAAGUAAAAUUUGUCCUGUGUUAUGAUAUGUUUUAACAGUUAAAUGUUUAUUAUGUGCAUAGCUAGCUGUCCUUUAUAUUUAAUAUGAAAUACGCUUUUUCUUACAUUCUACCUCUACAAAACUUAAGAAAAGAAACAUUUAUUAUGAACCUCAAUUUUGCUAUGUAAACCACCAAGUAUAUUUUAAAACAUGCAGAAUAAAGGAGGUCCUCUAUUUUACCUGUAGCAGAAUUCUGCGUUCUCCUUUAUAGCUCUACAAUCUUUGCAACCAUUAGGCCUAUUCAGGGCGCAGUGAGGCUUUCGGUAGAGACUAACAAGAAGAGUAGUAGUUAUUUUAGGGAACAGCAUGGGCGUAGCCUGGAUAACAUUUGUCAUUUCAUGAUGAUAAUAAAGGAAGCGGCUUGCUGGUGGAUUGAUUGUCGUCUCAGGAGCGGGGUGGGCGGGGCGUGACGUAAUUGACAGCCCGAAGGGGGCACCUUUCGGUACCUUUGAUUUUUACACCCUAUAUGAUAAAGUGACGCUGAUAUGACUGCCCAGACCUCUGCCAGAUGACUUGACAAGAGUUGGACUUACACCAAAUACCACACUGGCUAGGAGAGUUUCUACACUGUAUAGCCAAAAAGGGAGGAAAACAUAACGGCAGCCAUGGGAUCCAACCCUAAGACACCGUGGUGGAAAAGGCUUCACGACUUCAAGGUAUCCCUGGAUUAUGGAUUUGCUUUCGAGCAGCCACUGACAGAACUUCCAAACUACUUUCACAUUUGGAAUGAUAUAGGAAAAAACGCCUGGUCCCUGAUGCAGG